Fomitopsis serialis is the source of this 1617-nucleotide messenger RNA. RefSeq lists its product as uncharacterized. Bases 1 to 1617 code for a protein of 538 amino acids. NCBI's taxonomy places the organism in Eukaryota, Fungi, Basidiomycota, Agaricomycetes, Polyporales, Fomitopsidaceae. The transcript has 16 exons. The record is from RefSeq and is a predicted model, not a curated record.
AUGGCGCGUAAGGUGCUCGGGGCGUUCAGUGUCUCCGUUCUCCCAGCGAUCGUCGCAGCCCAGGCGAGCGGGACGCUGCCCACCGCGUACACGCUCUCUGGAGCCUUCCCCACCUCUGUGUACGCCGCGUACUACAACGACCCGACCGCGACCACGGCCGAGCCCCAGCCUGUCAUCUCUGACCCCGUCACGCACGAAGUCUUUCCGUAUUGGCUGACGAACCCCGAGACGAUUCCGCAGCUUGACACGUACGAGGCGCACCCACUUCCCCCACCUGCCGCGGGCUCGCAACUGCUCCAGUAUGCGAUUCAGCAGAUCAGCACGAUCGCGAAUAGCUCCGUCUUCGCGGGCGACUCGUGCGCUGCGUGUCUGGCCGGGCUCGAGGUCGCCAAGUUCCUCGCGCUCGCCGCGCCGGAGCAGGGCCCGAACCUGGCCGUCGCGCUCUGCGAGGCGUUCGACUACUCGGACGACUGCGCGACGGAGUACGGCGUGUACACCCUGGGCACGCCGAUCACGCAGGUGAUCGCGUAUGCGGAUGUGGGUGGUUAUGAUGGCCAGGUUAUCUGCCAGCGGUACUUCAGCUCGUGCCCGGACCCAGGCACCAGCCCUCUGGACUUGACGAAUUGGUUCGCGAAGCCGAAGCCUAACCCGCUCCCGCCGCCCAAACAGCCCACGGGCGAGCGGCUCAAGGUGCUGCACAUGUCCGACCUGCACAUCGAUCCCCGGUACAUGAUCGGCGCCGAGGCCAACUGCACUGAUUACCUUUGCUGCCGUCCUGGCGUGUACAACUCGCACAGCCCGAACGCUGUCCCUGUGCUCACCGGAACCGAAGAGUACGGCUUCAACUUCACUAUCUACACCGGAGACCUGGUCUCGCACGACCCUGAACAAGAACUGUCCAGGGACUACGACCAUCUUGCAUCACUAUGGGAGAUUGAGGGCUGGCUCUCCGCGGAGACCGCCCAGCAAGCCCGCACGCACUAUUCUGCAUACUCCGUGCAGCCUCCAAGCGCUGAGGACGCCGGUGACCGUGGUACGUGCCAAAAUUUCCUACGAUGCAGACCCAGUUCUCAUGAUUGUCGGCGCAUCAGCAUGGAUCCUUGGCCACGUCCUACUGGCUGGGAUGGUACUAACGCCCUAAAGAACCGAGAACCUCUUGUGGAUCGUUACUCGCCCCACGUCAUCGCAGCUUCUUCUUUGAUCUACUACGCAAACAACGCCACCGAUAUCAUCUCAUGGAUCAUGCCCUCGGUGACCCCCCUGACGAACCUCAACUCCGGCUUCCGCAUGUACGAGGUCGAUUCCGGGACGUUCGAAGUCUUGGACUCCUACACCUGGUACGCUGACGUCAAUUCGUUCGGCGCCCUGGACGGGCAGACGGAGUUUGGGCCCACCUAUCAGCUCGAGUACAGUGCGCGCGAGGCGUACGGGCGAGCAUCGACGAUGGAAGCGAACUCGACGCUCGUUCAGCUCUUCAACACGUAUCAAGGGAAGAGUUCGGUCCAGUCGCCGGCCUGUACCGGCGAGUGCAUACCCGCGAAGAUCUGCUACAUGCGUAGCGGCAGUGCUUCUAUCGCCGCCACAAACUGUCCUUCUGGUUAUGGCUCUGUCCAGUAG